Closterium sp. Naga37s-1 is the source of this 1425-nucleotide messenger RNA. The record is from the annotation of a GenBank genome assembly. Lineage: Eukaryota; Viridiplantae; Streptophyta; Zygnematophyceae; Desmidiales; Closteriaceae.
AUGAACGUUUCAAUAACUGCGUCCGAAGCAGCCGAGCGACGAGAGGCGAAAUUGAGGGAGCUUAUAGCGGAGCAGACGGCGCAAGAGCAGGAAGAGGAGAAGCCGUACAGAUUUGUCGACGGACGAAAGUACUAUCUAGAUGAGCUGGAUAUCCCGGGAUUCCUGGACGGCUCGCGGUAUUUACGGCCGUCCGAUCCGGAAACUUACAAUCCGGCAGUAUUCCUGUGGAGGAAGAUUGGCGACAUUCCCGAGGAGAGGCGCCACAGGCUGCUGGACCUGCUCAAGCCGCAUCACUUCACCCUCAUGUGGGAUGCGGCCGGAAAUCGCUUUCAGCUGGAGCAGGAAGGUGGGGAGGAAGGUGCGGACCCGGAGACUUCAGCAGGCGGGAUGCUGCCGGACGUUGCCACGUCAGCACUGCUGCAGCCAGAAAUAUGGGAUGGGCGGGUGAUUGGAGUCCCAGGUCCCCUCUCAUGGCUUGCUCGUUUUCAAAAGUCAUUCUUUGUUGGCACUGAUGGGCUGCGUUAUGGUCGAGUCAUCUCAGGUGGCCCCCUCUUUACUGGCCUCUCCAAUACAAUCACUCCCUUGUACUUCCGCAUCCGGGCGGCAACUCAAGUCCUGGCAACAGACGAGUCGUGCGAUCUCUCCUUCGACUACGAGUCCGGGCAGCUCCACCUGAAAGAUUCCGGGCUGCCCGAAGGCUUCCCUGACCCCCGACCCCACCCGCCCAUAUUCAACGAUGGAUUCAGGGAGGCAGCAGGGCCGGGGGUGAUAGUGGGGCAGUCGUGGCAGGAGGGCAGGGAGGUGGAUGCACUCACAUAUGCCUCCUCUCUCUCCCCUUUGUUUCCCACUUUUCCCCACAACUGCUGCCCUCUUCUCCCUUCUUCCCUCCGCUCCCAUAUUCAACCAGGCCCCCACCCGCCCAUAUUCAACGACGAUUUCAGGGACUACGUGAGGGCCGCGGGGCCGGGGGUGAUAGUGGGGCAGUCAUGGCAGGAGCGCAGGGACCACCCUUCCAUCCCCACUCUCUUCCCCCCCCCCAAUGGCCCUCUUCUCUUGCCAACCAAACCAGGAUCCCACCCGCCCAUAUUCAACGAUGAUUUCAGGGACUACGUGAGGGCAGCGGGGCCGGGGGUGAUCGUGGGGCAGUCGUGGCAGGAAGGGUUCCUUUCUCCUACAAUCCUUUCUUCUCAUUCUCACCGUCUCCCUCCCUUCUACCCCUCUCUCUCUCAACCCCUAUACCUGACCCUAUCAGGUCCCCACCCCCCCAUAUUCAGCGAUGAUUUCAGGGACUAUGUGAGGGCAGCAGGGCCGGGGGUGAUAGUGGGGCAGUCGUGGCAGGAGGGCAGGGAGGUGGAUGCAGAGCCGAGGCAGUUCCUGGGGGAGUUUAUCCUCGUUAGAAGACACCCUCACCAAGUGAAUGUCUGA